This is a messenger RNA of Thyridium curvatum, 1839 nucleotides long. RefSeq lists its product as uncharacterized. The transcript has a single exon. Gene Ontology annotation, biological process: tRNA processing. The record is from RefSeq and is a predicted model, not a curated record. Gene Ontology annotation, molecular function: tRNA dihydrouridine synthase activity; flavin adenine dinucleotide binding. NCBI's taxonomy places the organism in Eukaryota, Fungi, Ascomycota, Sordariomycetes, Thyridiales, Thyridiaceae. The coding region runs from base 1 to 1839 and encodes 612 amino acids.
AUGGCGUCCGUGACCAUUGCGCCCAUUCCUGCUGCGGUAGUGGAUGGCGCCGCUGCCAAUGGUGAUGCCGGAAGCGUUCCCGCAAAGGCGAAAAAGUUGCAUGGGAGGGAAUUCUACAAGAGCAUUGGAAGCCCCAAGUUCAUUGUCGCUCCCAUGGUGGAUCAGUCGGAAUUCGUAUGUAACUCUCCCCCAGGCAUCUAUCUUGAUCGAGCACCGUCGCGCCAGAGACUGAUAUCUUCAAAGGCAUGGCGAAUGUUGACUAGAUCCUUCCUACCGGAAUCGCAACGAUCAAGUAUACUUGCGUACUCUCCCAUGUUUCACGCCCGACUCUUUGCCGAGACGCAGAAAUAUCGGGAGGGUCAUCUCGAACCUACACGCCCGUCGCCCUGGUCUGCGUCCGCUGCCGACACGCCCGCGAGCCUCGAGCCUCAUCUCGACGGCAACCCCAAGAUAGACCGGCCGCUGUUUGUCCAGUUCUGCGCCAACGACCCCGAUCACCUGCUCGCGGCUGCCAAGCUGGCGGCGCCGUACUGCGAUGCCGUCGACAUAAACUUCGGCUGCCCCCAAGGCAUUGCGCGAAAGGGGCACUAUGGUGCUUUCCUGCAGGAGGACCAGGAGCUCGUCUUCAAUCUUAUCAACAACCUGCAUAAGAACCUCGACGUCCCCGUCACGGCCAAGAUCAGGAUACUGGAGACCAAGGAGGCGACGCUGGCAUACGCGCAGAAUGUUCUCAAGGCGGGCGCAAGCAUAUUGACGGUACACGGGCGGAGGAGAGAGCAGAAGGGCCACCUUACGGGGCUGGCCGACUGGAAGAUGAUAAAAUUCCUCAGGGACAACCUGCCGCCAGAGACGGUGCUCUUUGCCAACGGUAACAUCCUCCAGCCGGGCGAUCUUCAGAGAUGCCUAGACGCCACGGGUGCGGACGGCGUCAUGAGCGCAGAGGGAAAUCUAAGCGACCCCGGCCUAUUCGCUCCCGCGCCGGAAAUAGGCCAGGAGGGCCGAGAAUACUGGCGCGGCAAGGACGGCAGGGGAGGCUGGCGUGUCGAUGCUGUCAUGCGUCGCUACCUGGACAUUCUACACCAAUACGCCGCGGACGAAGCCCCGCCCGCCCGCAGGCCGCUAUUCGUGCCCGGCGACGACACGGCGUGGCUGGACGAGCACGACGAGGCCGAGGCAGAGCAGCCGGACCGCAAGCGGCGCAAGAGGGAUCACGACGGCGGCAGCGGCGGCAAGAAGAAGCAGCACGUCACGUCGCCCAAUCUCGUGGCCGUGCAGCCGCACCUGUUCCACCUGCUGCGGCACUUUGUCGCGCGGCACACGGACGUGCGGGACCGGCUGGCGCGGAGCAACCGGGGCAGCCUGGAAGCGUACGAGCAGGUGCUGGACAUGGUGGAGCGCAAGGUCGCGCGGGGCCUGAUCGAGUACGAGCAGACUGGGGGCAAGAGCGUGGAGGAGGCGGGAGAGGUCACGGAUCAUGGGGCUAGCGCUACUACUACCACAGAGCAGGAGGAAGGGGAAGAGAAUCGGGAAGACGAGCUGGACUACGAGAGCUCGGUGCGGACGGUGCGCAAGUGCAAGCGGCCGUGGUGGGUCGCGCAGCCGAUCGUGCGGCCGCUGCCCAAGGAGGCCGAGGCCAAGGGGGCGAUACAGCUGAGCAAGAAGGACAAGAAGAGGAUGGCGGCGGCGGAGGAGGCUACAUGUAAGACCAAUGGCAAUGGCGCCGCCGCGGGAGGAGAGAAGGAGACCCGGAAAGGGCAGCAGCAGCCGGCAAAGACUGAAGCUGUUCAGGAGUUGGAGAAGACGACGGAUUUCGAGCAGAGCGAGCUCGUCUCUGGGUGA